Molecule: messenger RNA, 459 nt
Organism: Rotaria sp. Silwood2
Lineage: Eukaryota; Metazoa; Rotifera; Eurotatoria; Philodinida; Philodinidae
Source: the annotation of a GenBank genome assembly
AUGUCCAAGAAAUGCCUCAAGUGUACAAAUGAUAAUCCGGAAAGUUUACCUUUAGUUUUUGACGUAUUACAAGCAAUUGUUUUUACUCGAUCAUAUGAUCGAUUAUGCUUCAUAAUUAAUAUAUAUCGUGAAGCUUUUACAAAACAAAAAACUGAUCAUGAUAUAAAUGAUAUUGUUUAUAAUCGAAAUUAUGAAAUCUUAUGGGAUUCCAAUUCUUAUCCAUUUCUUAGUAUUCUUCUUCACUUGGAUGGAAUUAAUUUAGGAAAAUCGAAUAUACAAUGUUUACGAAUUUUGAGUGGUUCUGUCGUCGAGCUUCCACCUGCUAUACGAAUUCGGCGACAAAAUAAUCUAAUUUUAUCUUUAUGGAUUGGAAAUGAACAAUCAAAUAUUGAACUAUGGUUAUAUCGAUGUUUUCAUCAAUUACUAAAUCUAAAAUAUGAAGGUAAGAGUGCUAUUUAA